Messenger RNA from Perca fluviatilis (European perch), 942 nucleotides. Its product is annotated as CD209 antigen-like protein E. The record is from RefSeq and is a predicted model, not a curated record. The coding region runs from base 135 to 875 and encodes 246 amino acids. The transcript is spliced from 7 exons. NCBI's taxonomy places the organism in Eukaryota, Metazoa, Chordata, Actinopteri, Perciformes, Percidae.
CUGCAACUCAUUUUGAAUCAAAAUUGAGAAUAACUUCAGUACUCACAGUAUGUACGGAGUUUCAUAGUUUACAUGUAGUGCAGUCCGUCCUGCAGCAAUGAACCUUCAGGAAAUAGUCUGACACCUCAUAAGCGAUGGAUGACAUCUAUGCCAAUGUUGAAAAUGACAAGUCUGUUAACCCAAGACCUUCAACAAAUCAGACAGGUCCCAGGAGCUCAGAGAGGAGAUUUCAUGGAGCUGUUGUUCUCUGUCUGGGGCUGCUGAGUGUUUUCCUGCUGGCUGGGAUCAUCGGCCUCGGUGUCCACUACCAUGUGUCAUUACGUGGAUCAGCUGCAGAGCUCUCCUUUAUCAAAGCCAACCUGACUGAGCGUCUCCAGGCCAGUGAUAACAAGUCUUCUUCCCUGACUGAAGAGAGAGACCGGCUGAACUCCAGCCUCACUGAAAUGGCUAAAGAGUUGGACCGGCUUAAACAGAAGAAAACGUGUCCAGCAGGAUGGAGGAUGUUCAGUUCUUCCUGUUUUCUCCUCUCUGCUGAGUCUGGUUCCUGGGAGAAAGGCAGACAAGACUGCAGAGAGAGAGGAGCAGAUCUGGUGAUUAUAGAAAGCUCUCAAGAGCAGACGUUUCUCUCUGAAUUCGUCAAAAAAGAUACUUGGUAUUGGAUUGGUUUGACUGACAGAGAUGAGGAGGGGACCUGGAAAUGGGUAGAUGGAACUCCACUGACUCUGAAGAACUGGAGGACAGGGCAGCCUGAUAAUGGCGGUGGAGAUCCACAGUCGGGCGAAGAGGACUGUGCACAUAUUGGACCUACCACCACUGAGUGGAAUGACAUGUCAUGUAAAUCUGUUAUGUACUGGAUCUGUGGAAAAAAAGUUUAACAUAGGUGUAUGUUUAUGUUUUGAGAUCAUACAUGUGAUAAAGCUUUUACAGUGUAAGCUGUGUGUG